Molecule: messenger RNA, 1251 nt
Organism: Acanthocheilonema viteae
Lineage: Eukaryota; Metazoa; Nematoda; Chromadorea; Rhabditida; Onchocercidae
Source: the annotation of a GenBank genome assembly
AUGGUGAGUUUGGUUGAACGAUUAGACUUGCAACCAAAUGAAAUCAACUGUCUGAAAUUAUCUGAAGAGCGUAAACUGGUGUGUGCAGCUAAAGAAUGUGUUAAUCCACCUAGCAAGCAAAAUUUACGACUUAAACUGCGUUUAGAAGCUCGUCGUCGCAUGUGGAAACAUAAGCUAGAAUCAUUGCCAAGCAAUGAAGACAUUGAGUUAUUUUGUAUCAAUCUACGGAAUAGUGCGAGUUACUCAAGAAGUGGGGACAACAAACUUGUUGACUAUUAUGGUUAUAAGAAAGUAAUGGAUCUCGCUCCGAAAGCUUUGAAAGACUUCUUAUCUACGAAAACUUUUAUGGAUUUGCUUCAAAUUAGCAACACUAAAGACAGCGGAAGUGUAGCUGUUGAUUCUGUUAUCGACUAUCUGGAUUUACGAGAUUUUUUAGAAGAAGAAGUGCUACCUCAUAUACCCUCUCUUGCGAAUUUGAAUGAAGAAGAGCCAAUGCUACAGGAUUAUUAUUUAUGUAUGGCUACACGAAAAUUUUUCUUUUUGCUCGAUACGAUGCAGCAAAAAAAAAUUCGUAUCGUUGACAUUGUAGCUAGUCGGUUAUUGGAAGAAUUUGAGACUCUAAAUGGAUCAUCGAAUGGUAGUGCUGAUGAUGGUAAUGAUGAAUCUGCAGAAGUUGAACAAGGAACAUCUCAAACUAUAAGUACAUUAAAUUGGUUUUCGAAACGAAACUGUUUGAGAAUAAAAGAUCUGUACGAACAGCUUGAUACAGAUGGUAACGGAUUAUUGAGUUUUACAGAAAUGACUGAUUUUCAGCGUGUCACGAAUUCUUUUAUGCAGAGAGUUUUCGAAGUUCAACAAACUUAUGAUAAUGAUGAACUUGAUUUAAGAGGAUUUUGUGAUCUUCUACUUGCAAUGGAGCAUAAAUCAGAUCGUUCCGCACUGAGUUAUUACUUUCGAGUGCUGGACGUUGAUGGUGAUAAUUUAUUAACUGCUUCGGAUCUGAAUUUUUUCUAUCGUGAUCUUGCAAGAAUGUUAGAAGAUUGCUUCGCAGAUGGUAGUUCGCAAAAAGCUCCCACAUUCGAGGACAUCAAGAAUGAAAUAUUCGAUAUGUGCCAUUCAAAAAAUCCUGAAGGGAUAACAUUAAAAGAAUUGAUUUCAUCGGGCAAAGGUGGUACGGUAGUGGGUAUGUUAACUGAUCUUGAUGCCUUUUUUGAAUAUGAAAAUCGUGAAGAUAUUAUCUAUGAAGAGUGA